Messenger RNA from Hippopotamus amphibius kiboko, 1420 nucleotides. It is a transcript of the gene TECRL, whose product is annotated as trans-2,3-enoyl-CoA reductase like. The transcript has 12 exons. NCBI's taxonomy places the organism in Eukaryota, Metazoa, Chordata, Mammalia, Artiodactyla, Hippopotamidae. Bases 29 to 1120 code for a protein of 363 amino acids. Gene Ontology annotation, biological process: very long-chain fatty acid biosynthetic process. The record is from RefSeq and is a predicted model, not a curated record. Gene Ontology annotation, molecular function: oxidoreductase activity, acting on the CH-CH group of donors.
AAGACAGAUCCUCCUGGUAGUUCACACAAUGUUCAAAAGGCGCAAGUCCCUUGCUUCAGAACGCAGGAGAGAAUUAAUUUCCCCAGGAGCUACACGGUCCAUGCUGAAGAAUGAUAUGAGAAAUUUUCACUUUUUGUCGCAACUUAUACUCGCAGCAGGCCCUCUAAAAUCAACUCCAGCAGUUAAACAUUCAAAAACUACUCACUUUGAGAUUGAAAUACUUGACGCUCAAACCAGAAAGCAGAUAUGUAUUGUGGACAAGGUGACACAAAAAUCCACUAUUCAUGAUGUUAAACAAAAAUUUCACAAAGCAUGUCCAAAGUGUUACCCUUCUCGAGUGGGCCUGCAGCUAGAACGUGGUGGGCCCUUUUUGAAGGACUACACAACCAUUCAAAGUGUUGCAACUUCCUCCAUUGUCACACUUUAUUUUACAGACCUGGGUCAGCAAGUCAGUUGGACCACAGUAUUUUUGGCUGAAUACACAGGACCUCUGCUAAUAUAUCUCCUCUUUUAUUUGAGAAUCCCAUAUAUAUAUGACAUGAAAGAGAGCUCUAGAAGAUUACGUCACCCAGUGGUACACUUGGCCUGCUUCUGUCAUUGUAUACACUACAUCCGAUACCUUUUGGAAACCUUAUUUGUUCACAAGGUUUCUGCAGGACAUACACCUUUGAAAAAUUUGAUAAAGAGUUGUGCCUUUUACUGGGGAUUCACUUCUUGGAUUGCCUACUACAUUAAUCACCCACGAUACACACCACCAUCAUUUGGAAACAGGCAAGUCAUAGCAUCUGCUAUCAAUUUUCUGAUUUGUGAAGCUGGAAAUCAUUUCAUCAAUGUAGUGUUGGCUCAUCCCAAUCACACAGGAAAUAAUGCCUGUUUUCCAAGUCCAAAUUAUAACCCCUUUACAUGGAUGUUUUUCCUGGUUUCAUGUCCUAACUACACCUAUGAGAUUGGAUCAUGGAUUAGUUUCACAGUCAUGACGCAAACAUUGCCAGUUGGGAUUUUUACACUUCUGAUGAGUAUCCAGAUGUCUUUGUGGGCACAAAAGAAACAUAAGAUUUAUCUGAAGAAAUUCAAUUCUUAUAUGCAUAGGAAAUCAGCAAUGAUUCCAUUUAUAUUGUAAGAAAAAAUAAGUGAUCUUUACAUACAGAAAACCUCUAUAUAAACUCAUUAAAUCAAACUUGAUCAAGGAUAGCUGCCUAUUAUGUUCCAGAAAUUCACAAAUAACAGUAUAUUUGCUUGAUUAAAAAUAUAAAAUUGUAGAAUGUAGCUGAAUUUAGAGUAAUAAACUUGAGGCAAAUGAAAAGUAGAAAUUACAAAUAUGACUAAUGGAAAAUAGCAUCCAAUACAUUUGCAAGGGACUGAUCAUUGAAUGAGAUGUUCUUACUUCAUUAAAUAUUUCAUAAUUCUAUUUUCUUAAGGC